GAUUGUUUGACAACACGAACAAAAACAAAAACAAUAAAUACACUUUUUACACAUCCCUUCUCCAUAUCAACCACAUUACUAUACAAAUUACAAAAUUUAUCUCCCCGUUGAUUCCGGUGGUUUCUGUUAGUGUGCCAUGCACGCUCCACGCAACGCAGCCAACCCCAUUAGACCCUUCCUUAUCGUCAUUCCAUCCUCCGUAAUUGCCGCUUCAUAAACACUCACUCCUCUCACACUAAACUCAACAUUCCUUUCUAUUCUUUAGCGGCUUCUUCUUCUUCUUUUUCUUUUUCCUUUUUUAUAUUUAUAUGUAUAUAUAUAUAAAUUAAAACCCUUCAUUCCCAUUAACGAUUCUCUCUAUUUUUAGCCUCCUUUUCUUUACAACUACUCUCCACCUUUUAAGCUGCUUCUUCAAACUCCCACUUUCGUUUUGACCCGGAUUCUUAACCCGGCCGGAUCUUUAUUCUUUUUUCCGGCCGAGUGAACCGCCGGAAUCGGAUGGUUCGGUGAUUUUGGUUUUUUUUCGAUGGGUUGCGUGAGCUCGAAGCAGGCGGUGUCGGUGACGCCGGCGCUAGACCUGUCGGGCGGGUUACGAGGGGACGGGUGCGGGGAUAAUUCGGGUCGGAUCCGGGUGGGCAGUGGUAGGAGCGUUAGGGGUAGUGGUAAUAGUAUCAGAAAGAGCAAGGGGGAGUUUGGUGGUGGUGGAGGGGUAGUGAGUUGUGGAGGGAGCGAGUUGGGUGAGUCGGGUCGGGCGAGUUCGAACAGCGAGUCACUGAGUUUUAGGCUUGGGAAUUUGCACAAGUAUAUCGAAGGUGAACAGGUGGCGGCUGGCUGGCCGGCUUGGCUCAGCGCCGUAGCCGGCGAAGCCAUCCAGGGUUGGGUCCCACUUCGGGCGGACGCCUUCGAGAAAUUAGAAAAGAUUGGACAAGGUACAUAUAGUAGUGUGUUCCGAGCACGAGACCUUGAAACUGGGAAGAUUGUUGCCUUGAAGAAGGUGAGGUUUGACAAUUUUGAGCCUGAGAGUGUUCGCUUUAUGGCAAGAGAGAUAAUGAUCCUACGCCGACUUGACCAUCCAAACAUUAUUAAGUUGGAAGGAUUAAUCACUUCCCGAUUAUCGUGUAGUAUAUACCUUGUAUUCGAAUACAUGGAACAUGAUAUUACUGGGCUUUUAUCCUGCCCUGACAUCAAGUUCAGUGAGUCACAGAUCAAAUGCUACAUGAAGCAGUUAUUAUCUGGACUCGAGCAUUGUCACUCACGGGGUGUUAUGCAUCGUGACAUUAAAGGAUCAAAUCUCCUGGUAAAUAAUGAAGGAAUCUUGAAGGUGGCUGAUUUUGGAUUGGCAAACUUCUGUACCUCCAAUCACAGGCAACCCUUAACCAGUCGUGUUGUGACUUUAUGGUACCGUCCUCCCGAACUUUUGCUGGGAUCCAAUGAUUAUGGAGCAUCUGUGGAUCUUUGGAGUGUUGGAUGUGUAUUUGCUGAACUUCUGUCCGGGAAACCUAUCCUUCAAGGGAGGACGGAGGUCGAACAACUACAUAAAAUUUUCAAGCUUUGUGGGUCUCCACCAGAUGAUUACUGGAAAAAAUCUAGACUUCCUCAUGCAACUCUAUUCAAACCGCAACAACCUUAUGAAAGUUGUCUUCGGGAGACCUUUAAAGAUUUGCCAACGACCUCCGUGAACCUGAUUGAAACCUUACUUUCUGUGGAGCCAUACAAGCGUGCAACUGCCUCUGCUGCUCUUACAUCUGAGUAUUUCACUACAAAGCCUUAUGCAUGUGAUCCGUCGAGUUUGCCUAUAUAUCCACCUAACAAAGAGAUUGAUGCAAAAAAUCGUGAGGAGGCACGGAGGAAAAAGAACAGUGGGAGAGUUCGUGGAACUGAAACAAGAAAACCAACACGAAAAUCCCAUGGAAUAAGUAAAUUGGCACCAGUGGAGGUCUGUGAUGUGGCAGCCCAAACUCAUUCUGCUCAAAAAACUAAUGUCAAUAAUGUGCAUAUUCUGAAAGAUGUGAUGUUAGGUGGGGAAGUCCGUAACCGUAAGCCAUCGGUUGAUGAGCGGGAAGAGGCUUCCCAUGUAAAGAAUGCAUCUCAUGGAGACAUUCCCUACUCUGGUCCCUUACAAGUUUCUACAUCUAGUGGGUUUGCCUGGGCAAAAAGACGAAAAGAUGAUGCAUCCAUAAGAUCUCACUGUAGAUCUAUCUCAAGAACUCAUAUUAUGAAUGCAUUGGAGCCUUCUGCUGCAUUGCAUGCAAGAAAUAAUUGUGAUUCAAAAAAGCACGAUAAUGGAGAUAUUUUAUAUGGUGGUCGUAAUGAUACUAGAGGCCAUGAAUAUGAGAUUUCCAAGCUUUCUAUGCUUAAACAAUGGAGCCAGUUUGAGCGUCCAGAUUCUUUUGAUGCUUCUGAUGGAUACCAUUCACAGGAACUAUCGUUGGCACUUUACCAAAGAGAGGAAAUGGCAUCCAAGAGAAAUAAUUUGGGUUAUCAAGAUCAAGGGGACAAGGUUGAAUUUUCUGGACCCUUGCUAUCUCAGUCAAACAGAAUUGAUGAACUCUUAGAAAGACACGAGCGCCACAUCCGUCAGGCAGUUCGAAAGUCUUGGUUCCAAAGAGGUAAAAAAGGUGGAAAGUGAUUGGAGUAUGUACUCGGCUUUAGGUAUAUCGAGAAUAGAAGAGACCUGAGACGGGAAACCAGAUGCGAAGAAUCUUAAACUGUUAAAGAGGACCAAGUUUAUUAUGCUGCCAGACCCUGCAAUCGCACAAAUGAAAUAUCAGAGAAAAUGCUCAUCAAUUUUGUAGAUGCACAAACACCAGACUGGGAAGGGAGAAUCUAUGAUUACUUGAGGCAUAGAGAAAAGGAAAGAUAGAAGGAUUGGUCAGCGACAUGAAUAUGUAGUUCAAUUUUGGUUGAUUGUUUUUUCCUCUGAUUAGUAUCUUCUUCCCUAUUCUUUUUCCGACUUAGAUCGGUGUUGUAUCCCUCCCUGCAUUGUAUAGAUCAGAGGCAAUUGAUCCCGAGAGUGAUCAUGUAUAUAUAUGCUUGUGUUUUAUAAGACAUCUUGUAUCGGCUUUCGUUCGCCUCCUACCCUUAGCAAUGCUUCAUCAGACAAGUU
This is a messenger RNA of Pistacia vera, 3106 nucleotides long. Its product is annotated as protein IMPAIRED IN BABA-INDUCED STERILITY 1. Lineage: Eukaryota; Viridiplantae; Streptophyta; Magnoliopsida; Sapindales; Anacardiaceae. The record is from RefSeq and is a predicted model, not a curated record. Gene Ontology annotation, cellular component: cyclin-dependent protein kinase holoenzyme complex; nucleus. Gene Ontology annotation, biological process: protein phosphorylation; positive regulation of transcription elongation by RNA polymerase II. Gene Ontology annotation, molecular function: RNA polymerase II CTD heptapeptide repeat kinase activity; cyclin-dependent protein serine/threonine kinase activity; ATP binding. The coding region runs from base 527 to 2629 and encodes 700 amino acids. The transcript is spliced from 9 exons.